Molecule: messenger RNA, 153 nt
Organism: Lottia gigantea (owl limpet)
Lineage: Eukaryota; Metazoa; Mollusca; Gastropoda; Lottiidae
Exons: 1
Coding region: 1-153 (50 amino acids)
Source: RefSeq, a predicted model, not a curated record
AUGUUUUCCUUCCCUUAUCAAAAUAACAACAAAUAUAGAACUGAUGUUUUCCUUCCCUUAUCAAAAUUACAACAAUAUAGAACUGAUGUUUUCCUUCCCUUAUCAAAAUUACAACAAUAUAGAACUGAUGUUUUCCUUCCCUUAUCAAAAUAA